GGAAGGCUGAGGGGGGAGACACUGUUGCCACCGCCAGGACAAGCAGCAUGUAAAGACUCUGCAAGAUCCCUGCAGAACCAGUGUUCUAUCCUAGAUCCACAGUCCAUCUGCUCUAAGCACUUAGCUGCUCCAGUCACAAAGGACUUGCCUCCAGCCUCAUGCUGCUGUGGUCACUGCUUCUGGUCCUUGCUCCUGUCGGAGUCCAAUCCGACUGGCUGAGCAUCAGCAUGCCACAACGUGUUUAUGAAGGAGACCAUCUAGAUAUAAGGUGCACGGGAAAGAAGAAUGGUGACAUAAAGAGACUAAAGUACUUCAAGGAUGGAUCUCAUAUAGCUACUUACAGCAGUGCUUCGAGCUACACCAUUUCGAAUGCAAGAUUCAGUGACAGUGGCUCCUAUUUCUGUAAGGCAGACAGGAAAUUUUUCCUAUUUAUAGACACGACAGAAGAAACAAGAUCUAUGUGGCUUAAUGUCCAAGGUAGGGGAUCAUUCCUCAAGUGGAUGUGUCUAGGGAGAAGAGUGCCUAUGUAGGAGAGCCCAGGCACAGGACAUAUGACACUAACCAGGGAUGGAUAAAUGGUGAUGGGCUGUCUGUCCUGGAGUAUGGAUAUGUGUGUCUUGUAGAUGUAA
Messenger RNA from Peromyscus maniculatus bairdii (prairie deer mouse), 629 nucleotides. The record is from RefSeq and is a predicted model, not a curated record. Lineage: Eukaryota; Metazoa; Chordata; Mammalia; Rodentia; Cricetidae.